Xenia sp. Carnegie-2017 is the source of this 1372-nucleotide messenger RNA. RefSeq lists its product as uncharacterized. The record is from RefSeq and is a predicted model, not a curated record. Bases 1 to 600 code for a protein of 199 amino acids. NCBI's taxonomy places the organism in Eukaryota, Metazoa, Cnidaria, Anthozoa, Malacalcyonacea, Xeniidae. The transcript is spliced from 3 exons.
AUGUUUACCAUCAAUGUUGCCAACUGCAUGGGAAAGUGCCAUUUGCACUUAAAUUCAUCAGCAAUGUGUAACCAUUGUUGCUUUGUUGUGGGUGGCUUUAAAUAUUCUUCCUUCAGCACAUUAUAUAAAGCUUCACAGACCUCAGGGAAUUUCAUUGGUAGACGGCCGUCGUCAUGGAUUUACCUGCAAACGUUUAUACAUAAUUCCAGACACUCGCUCAGUUACAUCAUUUGGCAGGAAGACGUUUUACAACAAAGACAAAUUUCAAAAGAAAAUGAAAAAGUUUAUAAAGUUGGCAACGAGUUUGGCUUGAACGUCAUUGCUGACCUCAAUCGUAGCGUUUUAGACAACAAAAAAGAAGUGUUUCGUAAUGUAGUGGCAGUAAAGAGUGAUAACGAAUUCCUCCGGCCUGGAGAUUUUGGUUGCCUAGUCUAUUAUUAUGAUGAAAACAACAAAAAGAUACCAUUUGCGUAUGGAGUUGCUGCAGUGAACAAGAAAAACGAGACGUAUUAUGUUUGCAUGAGAUUAGAAGAUGGUUUAGAAAAUUUGGGACUUCUCCAAAAUGUCUCCUUCAAAGACUUUUUACGUGGCACUAAAUGAUUACUCUUUGUGAUGAAGAACAUAUAUAUGCAUCAUUUAAAACCUAUGUACUCAUUUAACUUAUGUUCUUUUUAUAUUUACAUUUAUCAAUUUGUUUAUAAUUUAUUCAUUAAUUUAUCAUUUGCGUAAUUUUUUUGCGAAAGUUCCUACUGUAGCUAAGAACUUGUUUUAGAAAUGUCCUUAUCUUCAACAUGAUUUCCGUCGCUACAUAUCAUGAAAAGGGUGUAUUCAAAAAUUAUAAUUAUUAGUGAUCGAGCUGUAUUUUACAAUUAAAUACAGCUAUAGAACUAUAUUUGCAUCUGUGGCUAAUAUAAAGGUACAGAAGAAAAAAUAGUCAAGUUUUACAGACACCAGUUUCUGAGUAAAUUAAUUGAGUACUUUCAUUAUUUCAUAUUCAUUUGUAUGCUUGGUUUAAUAGUUAUAUUUUUUAUAAUAUAAAUAUGUCAAAUACGACUAUACGACUAUGCUAUCUAUUAUAUCGUUAGCGCGUGCUAAUUGAAGUGGAUUUAUUGUGCAAGAAAAUGACUCGAGGCAUUUACACUAACCUGUCUCCUAAGAAUUGGUGAAAUUUCAUGGGACCUUUGUUCGUUUCAGCUUCGAAAUCCUGAAAGACAUCGCAUAAGUUAACCGUUAUUGUAACUUGUUUGUGUAACCUUGUGACAUCAAGAGUAAUAAAAUAAUUAAACAAACCUUAGUAAAUUUUUUGUAAAUUUAUCGAAACGUGGGUGAUAUCAUUGGUCAUUAUAAAUAAUCAUUGUUGUUGAGUGAUAAA